AUGGACGUGGGUAGCAAAGAGGUCCUGAUGGAGAGCCCACCGGAUUACUCAGCAGGUCCCAGGAGCCAGUUCCGCAUUCCCUGCUGCCCCGUGCAUCUCAAACGCCUCCUCAUCGUGGUUGUGGUGGUGGUCCUUGUUGUCGUGGUGAUUGUAGGGGCCCUGCUCAUGGGCCUUCACAUGAGUCAGAAACAUACUGAGAUGGUCCUUGAGAUGAGCAUCGGAGCACCGGAAACUCAGAAACGCCUAGCCCCGAGUGAGCACGCAGACACCACCGCUACCUUCUCCAUUGGCGCCACUGGCAUCGUUGUGUAUGACUACCAGCGGCUCCUGACUGCCUAUAGACCAGCUCCAGGAACCUACUGCUACAUCAUGAAGAUGGCUCCAGAGAACAUCCCUAGUCUUGAGGCUUUCGCUAGAAAAUUCCAGAACUUCCAGACUGAAAGUGGGUGCUCUUUCCAGGCCAAGCCCUCUGCACCCACCUCUAAGCUGGGCCAGGAGGAAGGGCGUAAUGCUGGUUCCGAGUCUGAUUCUUCAGGGAGAGACCUGGCUUUCCUAGGCCUUGCUGUGAGCACCUUGUGUGGAGAGCUACCACUGUACUAUAUCUAG
Messenger RNA from Apodemus sylvaticus (European woodmouse), 606 nucleotides. It is a transcript of the gene Sftpc, whose product is annotated as surfactant protein C. NCBI's taxonomy places the organism in Eukaryota, Metazoa, Chordata, Mammalia, Rodentia, Muridae. Bases 1 to 606 code for a protein of 201 amino acids. Gene Ontology annotation, cellular component: alveolar lamellar body; extracellular region. The record is from RefSeq and is a predicted model, not a curated record. The transcript has 5 exons. Gene Ontology annotation, biological process: respiratory gaseous exchange by respiratory system.